Acanthoscelides obtectus is the source of this 753-nucleotide messenger RNA. Lineage: Eukaryota; Metazoa; Arthropoda; Insecta; Coleoptera; Chrysomelidae. The record is from the annotation of a GenBank genome assembly.
GUUAACAUUAACAUCUACUGUCAAUGUCAAAAAUAUGAUUGAAAAGGUGAUAUUUGUAGUUUUCCUGUUGAUUCAACUAUGCCCUGCAAACAGGACGGGCUAUUGUGGAGAAGUCGACCUACGCAACGCAAGAGGCAUCAUGGAAAUAGAGUACCAUCCAUCGGUAUCUUCUAUUUAUUGCAACUGGACCAUCCAUUCUGGUCCUGAAACGAUAACUACACUAAAAAUCCUCCACAGCGAGACCACGUGGUGUUACAAACCCAACGAAUGCUGUCUUUUCAUCUCAAAUGGCAAAAGAAUGAUCAAGAGGCUUUGCAACGAAAAAAUAGACAAGCCUAAAGCCUUAUCAAUCAAACCAACAGCCCAAUAUACGUUGUCCUUGAAGCUAAGCACAAUAAUCUAGAGCUCAUUCUCACUUACAUGAUCAGAAACAGCUCGGAAUGUUCUUAUAGUGACUACCAAUGUAACGAUAAAAGCAAAUGUUACAAUGAAAGUGUUAUGUGUACGGAUAGCUUUAUCUGUCAAGAUUAUUCGCAUAAUUUGGGGUGUGGGCCAUGUCAAUUUAACGCUAGUUUGUGCGACACUACAUAUAGGGUUUGCUUCGAUGACACACAAAGAUGUGAUGGAAUGGUACAUUGUCCGAAAGGGGAAGAUGAAGUGAAUUGUACUGAUAAGUGCGUAGGUAAGGACAAGGAUUUAUCUCGGCAGUUUUCGAAUUUUCUCAAAGGGGGAAGAUGCAAUGUAGAAUAAAUG